This is a messenger RNA of Morone saxatilis (striped sea-bass), 2406 nucleotides long. It is a transcript of the gene ccdc50, whose product is annotated as coiled-coil domain containing 50. Gene Ontology annotation, cellular component: cytoplasm. Gene Ontology annotation, molecular function: ubiquitin protein ligase binding. The transcript is spliced from 12 exons. The record is from RefSeq and is a predicted model, not a curated record. NCBI's taxonomy places the organism in Eukaryota, Metazoa, Chordata, Actinopteri, Moronidae. Bases 249 to 2138 code for a protein of 629 amino acids.
GGAGGGACGCUCGUAGAAACCGUGACACGCCAGCUUCAGCAGAGUAUCUGCCAGGCAAUUACAGCAGAGACGUAUCGAGGGAGGGUGGCUACCAAAACUAAUCAAAAGGGCCGUCCAGCACCUGAACCAUCAAUCGGCUUUAUGAGCAAAGGCGAUCAAUCAACCCGCGGUUAACCUUCGGAAGAAACGCGGAAGUGUAAUUCAACGUCAACGCUUGUGUUUUUUUUUGACUUAUUAUCGGUGACAACAUGGCUGAAUGUAACGUUAGCAUCGACAAGAAAAAACUACCUGGAGUGAAAGAGGUGUGCCGAGACUUUGCUGUGCUGGAGGAUCACUGCCUGGCUUACAACCUCCAGGAACAAGAAAUUGAGAGCCACUUGGCGUCCAACGUCAAUAAGAGCCGUCUGGUGCAGAAGGACCUGCAGGUGGCCAAGAAGCUGCAGGAGGAGGAGGAUAAGAGGGCCAAAGUCCAGAGCCAAAAACAGCACGUUGACCUUGAGCGCCAAGAUAAUGAGAUCGCCCAGGAGAUUCAGGAAGAACUGGUCCGACAGGCAGAACAACAGCGACAGCAGGAAGAGAAGGAUGCAGCCAUAGCUCGUAAGCUGCAGGAGAAGGAGAUGAAAGAGGAAAGGAGGAGACAGAAGCAGCUGGAAGCAAACUUUGAGGAGGAGUACUUUGAGGAUCACGGAGCUGCAAGAAGACCCCUUGACUUGGACAAACACACCCGUCACAAAUCGACGUCCCCAGGUCGAUAUGAUGCAUAUGCUCCAGUGAGCUCACAUCGUGAUAACUCCCCAGAUUAUAGCUCAAUAGAGCCCAAAAGGAGCAGGUACCCAAAACAGGACCCAGUAGCACCCCACAGUCGCUCCAGAUACCCCGAGCAUUACCUAGUGGCAGAAGGAGGGCCAAGUAGACAUGCAGACCCAUACCCAGAGCACCUGCUGCCCUCCAGAGGGAAACACGGGGACAGGUACCCAGUUUAUGAACCCACAGAGACUGGCAGAGCCAGGGGUCCAGAGACAGAGAAUGCAGAGAAAGUGGUGAGGAGGAAGGAGAGACCAGCCAGACCACCUCCCCCACAGAGUCCUGUAGAUAGAGAUAAGGCCAGGGAAAGACAAAGGGACAGGCAGCAUGAAAGGGAAAGUCACAUGGGAAAAGACCAGAGGAGAGACGGGGAGCACGACCCCAGGAAGGUGAGAGCAGGAGGAAGAGACAGGGAAAGAUCCAGAGAUAGAGGACAGAGCGGGGACAGACACAGACAGAAAGACAGAGAUAGACAACGAGCGAGAACCAGGAGCAGGGAGAGAGGACUUGAAGGGGAGCCAGGGCACAGCAGGGACUGGCCAAGGGAGGGCAGGGCGUCUUGGGGGGAGGAAGGGGAUGAUGGUGAGAGGGAGAGGAGGGCCAGGGGCCGGCAGCGUGUCCACUCAGGCCCCGAAGAGGUGUUUGAGGAGUUCAGGAGCGACGAAGGGAGAGGGAACAUCAAAGAGUUCUCACCCGACAAGGGGAAGGUCCCCGGCAGGGAACGCAGUCAUACUCACCCCAACGAAGAGACAGGUCGUAUUGUGCACAAAGGGAGUGGAACAGUAGUAGUAGCAGAAACCGAGUACGGGCUGAGGGAAGCCACUAAGGGGCUGACCAAGCUCGAUCUCCGUGAGCUGGAGCUGAAGGACAUGGAGGUGGCCAGGAGACUGCAAGAGGAGGAAAUCAAAGUGAGGGAGCACACCAGAGAAGCAAGCAAGAUGCAUGUGCGCGCAGCCCAAGUGGCACAGGAUGAGGAAAUCGCCCGACUGCUCAUGGAACAAGAGAAAAAGGAGUACAGGAAGAAUCGUGAACGGGAGAAUGAGAGAGAGCGGGAGAAAGAGAAGGAGCGAGAGAAGGAGAGGGUGGCAAUGGAAAGGAGGCGGCAAGAGGGAGACUACAGGCCAAAUUCAGAGGAAGUUGUCCGGCCCAGAACACGAGAUGAGUAUGAAUACCAGAGGCAGAGGAACCACAACAAGCCUGCCAGACCUCCUCAGCCUCGUGCACACGACUAUGAGAAUGUGAAUCCUGGCUACGGCUACUCGGACCACCCUGUUCCUCCCCGCGCCCCCACCCGACCUGAGGCUGCUUACAAAGGUGCCUAUUACAAGCGGUGACUCAGGCUCUCUACUAUGUCCAGACAUGCUGUCAGUCCUUCUUUGUCCUCUUUUUUUUAAUUUAUCUUUUUGUUUUCAACCAUUCGCACUCUGUUGACCAAAAUCCUUGGGACAAUCUGAUGAGUUGGCAAUGGGAUUUUUUUUUUUUAAUACCCUCCAAAGUUGGCCCCAGAGUGAAGGAAGUGGGUCUGUGAGUGCUGGAACCACACUCAUAUUUUCCUUCUUUUUUUUUUUUUUUUUAUUUGUAAAUUGUAUUAUUUUAACUGAC